AUGUCUUUCCAUAUUCCCGAUACAUCCUCCCCCAAUGUCUUGUACGCCCGCUCCCUUCUGUCCUUCAGAAGUUGUGUGUCAUGUCCCUCUACAUCGCCGUCUUGCCCGGCCUGCGACGAUGGCUAUACAUGUACGAUGACUAGUCAGUCAUGUUCUGCGUGUGCCAGCACCCAAUGUGUCAAGUCCCCAACGUCUAGCGACAGCUCCAGUUCAAACAACUCGGGUGGAGGAGGCAGCGACGCCGGAGCGAUUGCGGGAGGAGUCAUUGGUGGUAUUGCAUUUAUUGCGAUAGUGACGUUCCUCGUGUGGUGGUUCUUCAUCCGGAAGAAGCGCCAGGAACAGGCAGCCAGUGUGGCAGAAAAGGCCAGCACAUUCAAUGACGCCCGACAGUCGAGAAAAUCGACCCAUUCGAUUGCAUCUACCGUCCUAACUCGCGCCUCCAAUGUCAUUCAAAUCGCGUAUAUUCCCGGUGUUACCAACCGUUCGCCUCCAGAAACCCCAGGCCACCUCGUGCCGCCUGUUCCUCCGUUGCCCGGUGCCCACCCGGAUCAGCACUUCUUCAUGCCCGGCGAUCUCCGCGACUCCACAUGGUCGGAAAUGUCGAACGAACGCCGCAGCAUCGCUCCCAGUUUGCGCAGCAGUGUGGCCACCACUAUCUACCGGAACAAUGCCAUCGUCAGCCCGAUGCCUGCACAACAGGUCAUGCGCACACGGGCGGCGGUGGUCAACAUCAACGGAGCCGCGGAUGCGCCCGCUGUCCCCGCCAUCACCCAGGCACAACUCGCCAAGGCAGGCGUCACCACGACUACCAGCAACAGUUCGAUUGUCGCACGCACUGUUACCGCCAAGCCGGUUAUGGUGAGAGGUGCCUCGAAGAAGAAGAACAACAACGCCUCUGCGUCUCCCGCCGUCCAGACCAUCGAGGAGCAACCAGAGACAAAUAGUGCGGCUGCUUCCAAGUCGCCUAGUGCCCAAGAAAAGGAAGAGACGCCUACCUCAGGCUUCGACGAAAACUCCUCGGAUGAAGAAGACUCGGCGCCGAAAACGACACCGGCACAGAACACCAACAAGACAGAGACAGCUAAGGAGGAGACACAAUCACGACCCGCUACCGUGAUUGAAGACUCGCCAGCCGUCAGCCAGAGCCCUUUCAAGGAUCAACCCACAGAGACCGAUCGCCGAGCGUCUGCCCGAGCGUCAUCUUUGCUCGAGAGACCCGAAGGCACCCAGUCUAACCGAAGCAGUCGACACCUCCCACCCCGCGUCGAGAGCCCAUUCUCUGACGCCAACGAGGUGAAAUGA
Molecule: messenger RNA, 1302 nt
Organism: Aspergillus luchuensis
Lineage: Eukaryota; Fungi; Ascomycota; Eurotiomycetes; Eurotiales; Aspergillaceae
Exons: 2
Coding region: 1-1302 (433 amino acids)
Source: RefSeq, a predicted model, not a curated record